AUGCGCGUCGUCACUGCGCAGACCCUAGCCCUGGCCCUCGCGGCUAUCCCGGGGAGUCUGGCGUUUCCAUCCAGCACCACCGUCCAGAAGAGAGCCUUCCAGUGGGACGAGACGAAAUAUCUAAUCGCCUUCGGCGACUCGUACUCCUACGUGCAGGGAACACAUGGACUUCAGAACUAUAGCUUCAUCGGGGAUCUGCAGGACUUCGCGUAUGAUCCACAGACCCUGCUCACGGACAAGAUUGUUCAGAACCAGACUGGGACCGCAGAAGGAGGCCCCAACUGGGUAGAAUUCCUGACCGGCUGCGGUGUCGAAGAGGGAGUCAUCUCGCCUUUCGACUGCGAUAGACAGCUCUGGGACUUUGCGUUUGCGGGAUCGGAUAUCUCAGUUGCCUACACGCCCCUCCACCACAACUUCACCGUAUCCCUCGUGAACCAAGUCAAACAAUUCGCCACCUACGGCCAACCCGUCCUCACACAUACCAUCGAGCAGCCCCAAACCCUCAUCUCCAUCUGGAUCGGCAUCAACGACAUCGGCGACAGCGCCAAAUACUCCGUCGACUUCCCGACCUUCUACAACUCGCUAAUGGACACGCUCUUUUCCUCCGUGCAAACCAUCUACUCGCUCGGCUACCGCUCCUACCUCUUCAUGAACCUGCCCCCGCUGGACCUCCGACCCGGGAACCUCGGCAGCGCCGAUCCCAGCCCCAACGCCACGCAGAUCGCGUGGUACAACGAGGCCUUGGCCCAGCACGCCGCCGCCUUCAACGCCAAUCACCCAGACACGAACGUGCUCGUCUUCGACGCUCACGCCGAGCUCAGCUAUAUCCUGGAGCAUCCGGGCCAGUUCGGGAUCGUGAACACGACGGAUUUCUGUGCGGGCUAUGAUCAGCCGGAUAUCGAGUGGAAUUAUCAGGCGUAUGGGUGUCCGACGCCGCUGAGUACCUAUUUCUGGUAUAAUUCGGGCCAUAUGACGAGCCAUGUGCAUGAGAUUUUGGCGGGCGCGGUGAGGGAUAAGUUGGGGGGAUGGUCGGGAAUCUAA
Messenger RNA from Aspergillus heteromorphus CBS 117.55, 1041 nucleotides. RefSeq names its product SGNH/GDSL hydrolase family protein. Gene Ontology annotation, molecular function: hydrolase activity, acting on ester bonds. The transcript has 5 exons. The record is from RefSeq and is a predicted model, not a curated record. The coding region runs from base 1 to 1041 and encodes 346 amino acids. Lineage: Eukaryota; Fungi; Ascomycota; Eurotiomycetes; Eurotiales; Aspergillaceae.